AUAAUAUUUAUAUAGAGUUGAAAUUACUACAUAUGAAUAGUGAAGAAAACUGACAAGAAGAAAAUGGAUGCAUUUCAGACAUGGUCCUGGAGGAGAGCUCUGCAAAUACCCUGGACUGACAGACUGAUAAACAAGUGAGUCCGAGUUCAAAUCCAGGCAAAGCUUUCGCUAGCAGCAAAGACGACAAAGCUGACGCUGUCAUGCUGUGGGCAAAUCUUGAGGGCAAAACUCUAUCGAGAGGACGAGUCGAAGGCACAAGAACUAAAAGAAGCCCAACUACGAGAUGGAUUCACUCCAUAAAGGAAGCCACCGCCUUGAAUUUACAAGAACUGAGCAGUGCUGUCGCGGCCAGGAUAUUUUGGAGGGCUCAUUCAUAGGGUCGCCAUAAGUCGGAGGCGACUGGACGGCACAUGACAACGACUAAAUUGGAAUAUAAGUCAUUCCCCGCACCAGCUACACUUGGCAUGAACAGCUCGGCAGGGUGGAAGGAGGAAAAAUAACCCAGCAACCCCGACCCAGACAAACCACCUCGGGCGCCUCUCCCCCGAUUUCCCCUCCCGCCUUAUAUAAACAACAACAACGCGUCAUUCAAUAAGAGCUCUGAAAGAAGGAAAACUGCAAUCCCCAGGAUUCCCAGCACACAGCGGGGGGCGGGGCGAUCUAACCGCGAUGCGUCUCUGAGACGAGACUGGCAGGGAGGUGGCGCCCAAUGGGACCGCAGGGAGGUGGAGUGUGCUGGAUAGCGAGACCAAUGAGAAGGGCUUGCCGCUGUCAUGGCGGAGACGGUGGAUGCCGACUCCAACAGCGACUCCGAGCCGGAGGGCAUCCCCAAGAAGCCCCUCCUCAAGCGCCGCCGCUUCUUCGCGGAUAGCGCCGUCCCCGCGGUCCCGGUCUACUCGGAGAAGGUUCAGAACAGUCUCCAGCUUUUUUCAGACUCUUUGAAACUGCCAGCGCAAAUCCCUGAGCUGUCUUCCACAUCUCAGGUCCUCAGUGUAUCAGAUGAUGAGGAAGAGGCACCUACAAAGCAUGCAGAGGAAGAAACAAGAUGUAAAGACCUGUCACCUUCAUCUCCGUCUCCACCUCCACCACAGCCAAGGAAAACAAACUGUGAACCCCGUGUUUGUAAUCAGCUGCUCAGGAAUCUGACCUCUACACUCUCGGCAGCUCAGAAGAGCUUGCAGGAGGCAGCGUCAGGGGAUGACGUGAUUGUGAUUGAUGCUCCAGGGCCCUCAGAACCCCAGAAGUUGGUGCUGAAGAUCCGAUGUCGAACUGACCUCUACCGAGUCUCAAUUCAGAUGACUGACCCUCUUCAGCGGGUGGUCGAACAUAUGGGGCAGAUGCUGAAGGUUCACCCCAACAGAAUACUUCUCCUGCUCCGGGAUCAAGAACUCGCAGCUGAUGCCACUCCUGCCAGGCUGGGCCUGGGUGUGGCUGAUAUAAUUGAUUGUAUUGUGGAGACAGCUAGUGGAGAGAGUGCUGACAUAGGAAACCUGCAGCUCCGAGUGCAAGGGAAAGAUAAGAGCUCCCAGAUGGAGAUUACGGUGCGGAAGGGGGAGCCCUUGGAAACACUUAUGAAUCACUACCGUCAAGCUCAAGGGCUUGGUAGAUGUAAGCUUGUUUUCCAUUUUGAUGGACAGCGUUUGAUGGAAAACUGGACCCCAGAAGAUCUAGGAAUGGAGUCUGGUGAUGUCAUUGAAGUGUGGAUUUAGAAAUCCUUCCACCUCUUAGAGGGAGCCAUGUCCCUUUGAGCUUUCUCUUCUGAUCCCAGCUCCAACAUAUUUAACUCUGCCCUCCUUUUCAUCUUGCUGGUGCUUAUUGUUGGAAGUCAGGUGAGCCACUUGACUUGUAAAACAAACCUGAGACACUCUCAGGUUUUUAUACAGUUCCUUUCCUACCUAUUCUAGUACACAAGGACGAGAAAUUAUUGCUUAUUUCUUCUCCCCUUUCAUUAUUUUCCUCCCCACACUUGCUUUUUAAAUAUAUUUAAUAAAGUUCAAUUUUACCAAUCCCAUCUUGUGAAAUAGGGAGAGAGUAACUGCUCAGGCAUAAUGAGAAAAACAUUGAAGGAAGAGUACACAAUGCAUGCCGGAUACAUGCUUCUUUUGCAUCAGUGUUUUUCCGCCAUUAUUUUUAAUCAAGCUACACAGCUACACAUUACAGUCAGUGCAAUCCUGUGGCCCCUAGACAGUGUCAUGAGAGCCAAGGAAUUUUUCAGAGUCUCAGCUUCAAUGUUGGAAAACAACUUUUAUGCUAGUGCUUAGAAUCUGUGUUUGAACUGUGUUUGCUGCAACCCUGGAGGAAGGAUUUAGUGGCUACUCCAGUGGGAGGAGAGGAGAUUGGCACCAUCAGGAUAUGACAUAUCCUGGCAUUGCCUCAACCUCCAUCCCUCCCCUCCAAAGUGCUGCAGCCAGUGUUUUGCAGGGUGCCUGCAAUCCUUCGAGUUUGGAGGCUUGGGACCUUAAAAUGUAAAUAAAUUUCUUCCUAAGCUCCAGCUGAACAUUGCCUUGGGACUGAUGAUGUGAAAGCUCAUCCAUCAACUUGGUGAUGGUGUGCUACUGGGGAGCUGUACCCUCUGCCUCCCAGAAAGACCACCACAGCCUGGUCUUAGCAGCAUCAAAAAGAGAGCUAUGUCAGUCCUCGCUUUUCUCUUUCAUCCCUAUCCUUUUAAUAGUGACUAUUAGAUUGUGAGACUGUGUGCAGGGACUGUCUUUCAAUAUUUAGAUCAUUUCUGAGUUUUGUGUUUACUAAUAAUGUUGGCCUGUUAAUUCUGUAAAACUCUGCACUGCCUUCCCUUUUAUAUGUAUUGUCUGUCUUGAUGGGUAUAACUUUUAACCCUGUUUUCCAUUGUUUGAAAUAUUUUCAGCAGGUUCUGUGAUUUAAGGAACAGUUUUGAAAUUUUAUCUUGGAGUAGACAACCUGUCACUGUCCAGAUGAUUUGACCUACAAUUCUUACCACCAGCCUAGCCAAGGGUGAGAAAUGAGGGAGUUGUAGGCCAAACUAUCUGGAAGGCCAGAAAUCUCUGACCUCUGCUUAAUCCAGAAAACUAAAAGACAACACAGAAUCCUGACUGGUGAGCAGCAUUUUGCUUAAUGGGGCACAAAUUUUGCAUGUUAAGUAGCAUGCAGCCAUUUGUGGGAAUAAGAAAUAAUGACAUUCCAAAGGAGUCUGUUUGCAGUCCAGCAAAAUAGUACAUUAUGAAGUAUACACAGAAGCUGCAGCAAGAUAUUACACUGUGGAAUGAUUAACAAUGGUAGCCAGUGAUGUUUGUUGCCAGUCUGGCCUGCAUUGUUUCCCCCAGGCACAGUAUUCUGUAGCUACUGAGUCCUCUCUGGGCUGUUCAGUAUGUUACAUAAUUUUGCUGUUUAGCAGAAUGCAACUCACCAGCCACCUAGACCUGGUAACUGAUGACUGCCUAGUUUUUGCCCUUACAAGCAGGCACGAAAUGCAGGAGAUUGAUGGAGACUUCGCCAGUUUGCCAGUUGUAGCUUGUGAGCUGUGUGGAGCUUGCCAAGGUGUGAGUGCUGUGGAUCUGGUUAGAGCAAGGCUGCGACCCUACACCUACUGAUUUAUGGGAUUAUAUAAGAUGACUAUAAAACGUACUUUUCUAA
Messenger RNA from Varanus komodoensis (Komodo dragon), 3609 nucleotides. It is a transcript of the gene NFATC2IP, whose product is annotated as nuclear factor of activated T cells 2 interacting protein. The record is from RefSeq and is a predicted model, not a curated record. Lineage: Eukaryota; Metazoa; Chordata; Lepidosauria; Squamata; Varanidae. Gene Ontology annotation, molecular function: protein binding. The transcript is spliced from 8 exons. Gene Ontology annotation, biological process: cytokine production; positive regulation of transcription by RNA polymerase II. The coding region runs from base 774 to 1709 and encodes 311 amino acids.